Messenger RNA from Trypanosoma cruzi, 1470 nucleotides. Its product is annotated as RNA-binding protein 4, putative. Bases 1 to 1470 code for a protein of 489 amino acids. The transcript has a single exon. Gene Ontology annotation, molecular function: RNA binding. NCBI's taxonomy places the organism in Eukaryota, Euglenozoa, Kinetoplastea, Trypanosomatida, Trypanosomatidae. The record is from RefSeq and is a predicted model, not a curated record. Gene Ontology annotation, cellular component: ribonucleoprotein complex.
AUGAACGCCAAUCUAUUCUACACGCAGCAACGGCCUGAGCAUCAACAUCACGGCCCGCAGCAGCAGCAGCAACAACCCGCGGGUUCGGGGUUUUUACUUCCCGCGGCUCCGUUUACUGCGGCGGGGCCCGGAGCCACGAAUGUUUUUGCCGGCUUUUGUAUGCCGCCAAGUGCCCCAUGUCCACAACAACAACAACAGCAACGGCAAGAACAGGGACAGACGCUUGAAAGCAACGUGGCAGCAGCAAAUGGCUUGUUGCUUGCCACACAACUUGAAGCAAAGGAUGGAAGACGUGGCACCGCCUCCUUUUCAGGGGCAAUACCUGACGUGUCCAAUUCAAUCUGGGCAACGCAGGAGCCAAAUUCCUCGACGACAACAGCACUUCAGAGUUUGAACGCUAGUAACUCGAUAAACUACCCUCCUUUUGGCAUUAAGUACAUGGUUUCACCAACCAAUGCGUCUGCAUCCACUCAGGAGACACCCAAUCAAACGUACCUGUAUCCAGUUUCUAUGCAGUCCGAGGAAGCCGCCCCAGCUCUUAUGCUUCUUCCAACUGGAAGCAAAGAUGGAUCUAGCUCUAUGAGUCCUGCGUACUAUGUUCUGGUAAACUCUCCUCAAGCCUCUGGAGCUAUUCACUACACAAACGGUACUAUGCAGCCCCCUCAUCCAACUUCGUUUAUUUUGGGGGCCAAUUCAUCAACAAAGACGACAACGACCAAUUCAUUCAAUGCGGCACAGCAGCCCUCUCCAUUUCGGAUGCCCGUGGGACAACAAACUCAAGGUGUUUCCAGCAACUUGGGCAUUUCUUGGCCGCCUCAGUUCGCAUCCAAUAUGGCCACAACGACAACAGGGGUGUUCCCUGGGCUGAUUGAAAACCCAAGACCUCCGCAGGUGGAUAGUGCGGCCUUUCCGUCUCAUGGCCAACGAGCCUACUACACGAGCGCUGUCUUCACUCAGUCACUAAACUCCACGCCAUCCCCCACGUUGUGUGGUCAUCGACGUCCUCCGAGUGGGAGUGGACCUGCCGAAGGUGGCACAAUGCGGAGUCGGAGCAGCAGAAACAGUGGCACCAGCAUAAACAGCAUCGGUGCUGGUGGCAGUGGCGGCCAAGAAAUGGAGCGUCGUGGAGGCCUGCCGUUUGAAGAAGAUCCCAUCCCUAUUGACACCACCAAAACCCAGCUGAUAGUCAACUUUUUGCCGCAGUUUUUAACCGACGAUGGGUUCCGUGAGCUCUUCACCCCGUUUGGUGAGAUCCACACGAAACCAACAAAAAUCAUUUACGACAGGGGGGCCCGGCGCGGCAAAGGCUACGGAUUUGUAUACUACAAGGAUGGCCGCAGCACGGAGGCUGCCAUCAAGACAAUAAACGGGCUCUCACUGGGUGGCCGCAGGCUCAAGGUUCGCUAUGCCGAUCAGCAGCGGGGCAAAAUUGAUUGCGACAGCUGCGUGGACGAAGAAGAGAAGGAAUAA